AUGUCUUUUAAAAAUUUGAAAGUGGAGCGUAUAGAAGAUCAAUUGGCAAUUACUUUAUCGAAAUUGUAUCCAACUGACAAAUUCGAUUUAGUAAAGAUCGGUGAGAAGAAGUGGUUUUUGUCUGAUAAAUACGUUGAGAACGGUGACAAAAUUUAUAGUUUCGAAAUUCGUCCAGAUGAUACAUGGAUCAUUACUUAUCCUCGAUCAGGUACAACUUUGACGCAGGAACUCGUAUGGUUGGUGGCGAACGACAUGAAUUUUGACGAAGCGCAACGAAGGACUUUAAUAGACAGAUUUCCCUAUAUAGACAUAGAAACAAUGAUGGAUAGUCAUACAAUUUCGACCAUCAUUUCUAAUAAUGAAAAAAAAAAUUUAUAUAAAUAUACUGUCGAAUUUGUGCAAAAUCAAUUAUCGCCGCGUUUUAUUAAAAGUCACAUGCCUCUCGAUCUAUUGCCGACAGUCAUAAACAGCGAUUGCAAGAUCAUCUAUGUCGCUCGAAAUCCAAAAGAUGUAGUAAUCUCAUGGUAUAAUUUUCAAAAAGAUUGCAAAAUUUUCCAGUACCAAGGAACUUUCGAACAAUUCUGUAAUAAUUUCAUAAACGAUCACGUGAAUUAUAGUCCAUAUUGGGAACAUGUAAAGGAAGCUUGGGCAAUGAGGCACAAAGCAAACUUAUUGUUCCUCUUCUAUGAAGAUUUGAUAAAAGAUUUACCUGGAACCAUCAAGAGGGUCACCGUAUUUUUCAAUAAGUCUUAUAGCGAUGAGCAAAUCGCUAAGUUAGUAGAGCAUUUGAAGAUAGAGAACUUCCGGAAAAAUUCCAUGGUAAAUCAGCCGAGUCCUAGAUCGACGAUGGAACCCAAAGAAUUUAUUCGAAAAGGAAAAGUAAAUAAUUGGAAAGAACUAUUCACGCCAGAAAUAGAGGAAAAAUUUAAUAAGUGGAUCGCUGAUAAUUUAAAAGAUACUGAUCUAAUAUUUCCAAACUAA
Molecule: messenger RNA, 981 nt
Organism: Cyphomyrmex costatus
Lineage: Eukaryota; Metazoa; Arthropoda; Insecta; Hymenoptera; Formicidae
Product: sulfotransferase 4A1
Exons: 6
Coding region: 1-981 (326 amino acids)
Molecular function (GO): sulfotransferase activity
Source: RefSeq, a predicted model, not a curated record